Messenger RNA from Ceraceosorus bombacis, 2492 nucleotides. NCBI's taxonomy places the organism in Eukaryota, Fungi, Basidiomycota, Exobasidiomycetes, Ceraceosorales, Ceraceosoraceae. The record is from the annotation of a GenBank genome assembly.
AUGCGAUUGUCAGCUUCCUCGCUGUACUCGCCAGCCAUCAGUAUGGGGGAGGCCGCUCAAAGAGAGUGCUCCAUGGUUUCGAAAAACCAAGUCGAUUCUUCACGGAGCUGCACAAGUUUUGAUGAGGAGAUGAGGAAAGCAGGGGAAAAUGAUGCCAGUCCUCGAGAGACCAUUCAAUCCCCUUCUCGGACUUCCAGGAGAAGGCGCCGAGGAGGCUGGUUGAGGAGCGCAGCCUCAUUGGCCAUCCUUGCGGGUGCAGCGACGAACGUUGUGGAUGCCAAGGGAAUUGGAGGAGCGCGAGAGCUUUGUGAGUGAUCAGCGCGGUGCUACGGUGAUUUCUUUCCCUCAAACGGACCUGAAAUUCCAGAAGGCGUCCGAUACUGACCGCUGCCUCGUUUUGCCGCUUCACGCGCUGUGCAGACACCUCAUCCGUUGCGUACUGCAGCGAUCCGAUCGCCAUUCUCGUAACCGAUCUGCAGCUUUCCUUUUUUCCCGACAAUCGCACACUCGAGUUUAACAUCGCAGCUGCGUCCACACAGGACGACUUGAAUGUCAGCAUCGCCUUGACGGUGAAUGCAUACGGACUGGGUGUAUUCAAUGCCAACCUCAAUCUCUGCGACUUGGGAGGAUCGUUCUUGUGUCCCUUGCCUCGAUAUCAAUUCAGCGGAGGUGGAGUCUUUCCCAUACCCGAUCAAUUCAACUUGAACAUUCCGACGAUCGCAUAUACCAUUCCGGAUCUCGAGGCAGUGGCCACGCUGGAGCUGACGGACACGAGCAGCAACUCUGUUGUAGGCUGCGUUCAGGCGACGCUCUCCAACGGUCAUACUGCACGCCAGCCUGCCGUUCUAUGGGCGACUGUCGGAUUCGCACUUUUAGCGCUCUUUAGCUGCUUGCUUCACACCGCAAUGGCUCAGAGCGUUGGUGCUGCGCAAUGGAGAAUAGUGGAUGUGAUGAUGGUCAUCCAACACCCUGCAGUCACCUCGUUGCUCUCGCUCAACUAUCCCAUCGUCUUUCUCAAGUACGGCUCCAAUUUUGCGUGGGCCAUUGGUCUGGUCAACAUCUCAUCGCUGCAGCAAUCCAUCACAAAUACGAGGCAGCGAUAUGGGGAUUACAGCUCGGGCACAUUUGGAGCAGCGUUGACUGCCCAGGUCGGCAGAAAGUACAAUCCUUUCAGCGGCAGCACUCCUCAGUCCGGCGGCAGCGAUGGCGGUGGGCUCGGACGGUCGAUCCUGGGCGGCAUCGGACUGCGGCGCAGGCUAGAUGAUUCGUUGACAUUGAAACCAAUCAGCUCGCACGUCGAAAUCCUUGGACAAAAGCUUGUCGAAGCGGGAACCGGCUUGAUGAAGCGGGAUCAAUAUGCGCCCAACACCGGUCCAAACGGAUUUCCAAUUACCAACUCAAACAGCGUGCAGCUGCAGGUCGUCGGUGGCAACACCACCAGCGGAGAUCUGGGUCGUUUUGCGGAGCGUCAAAACGUAGCGCCUGGCAACGCGUACCUUACUGUGCUCGUGUCUGCUGCUAUCCUCUUGGCUAUUCUGAUCGGCGCGUUGAUCGUGCUGUACAUCGUCGCGCUGGUUGCCAGGAUGCUCACGAACCGCAACGGCAAAUCCGCGGUCUCGCAUUGGUCUCACAGGAUCACCAGGCCCAGGGAGUUCUUGGGCGUCGUGACGCUCUCCAUGCUCUCGCGAUACUUUCUCAUCGUCUUUCCCAUUCUCACCAUCUUUUCAUUCUACCAAUGGGACUACGGAAGCUCGUGGCCACCUCACCUGGUCGCUGGUCUGGUAUUUGGGCUCUUCCUGAUCGUCGGCGCAGUUUUCUUGGUGCCAAUGAUCAAGUACGCGAGACGUGGCAGCGCCGACGACCUCUACUUUGCUAAGGGCGAACCACCAGAAAAGGGCACCUUGAUCGCCAAACGCUGGGGUCACACAGCUCAUCCUUACCGACCAAAGUUCUAUUGGUUCGCCUUUGCCUUUGUGCUGUGGUCCAUGGUGCGAGCCUGCUUCAUCGUCUUUGCUCAAGGUCACGGCCUUCGGCAAGCAGCUGGACUGCUAGCCUGGGAGCUCAUCUUCCUGAUUCUGUUGCUCAUCCUGAGACCGGGAAGGGACAAAAAGUCGGACUGGUUCUACGUCAUCACUACGCUGUUGCGAGUGUUGACGUGGGCAGCUUGCAUCGCGUUGACGGAAGAAGCAAAUGUGCAAACGAUUCCCAGAGUCAUUGUAGGCUUUGUCGUCCUCGUCAUUACUGGUCUGCCGAUCAUCUUCCUAUUCCUUGUCACUCUGUGGGACCUCUGUUCCGCUUUGCUGCCGAGCAAGAGGAGACCCAUCAAGGACAGAACGGAUCAUACUGGCAAGGAAGAAGUCGGCGAAAGCGGCUAUGCGUACGGGAAUGUCGCUGGAACAGGCCCUCGAGCUGCUCCUCACUCCGAAGAUUCAGGGCUUGGAGCACAAGUCGACGCCAGACGGUCCUCUGACUCUACCGCUCCACGAGUCUGA